Alligator sinensis (Chinese alligator) is the source of this 4947-nucleotide messenger RNA. RefSeq names its product apoptosis antagonizing transcription factor (gene AATF). Gene Ontology annotation, cellular component: nucleolus; nucleus. NCBI's taxonomy places the organism in Eukaryota, Metazoa, Chordata, Crocodylia, Alligatoridae. The transcript has 12 exons. The record is from RefSeq and is a predicted model, not a curated record. Bases 859 to 2478 code for a protein of 539 amino acids. Gene Ontology annotation, biological process: regulation of transcription by RNA polymerase II.
CUUGCCACCCCGUGUCUCUGCUGGUGUAACGUGUGCACGCAACACCCCUCCUAAAGCGCUACAGCCAGCCCCGCUCCGCUCCCCGACAUGUCCUUCAGAGAUGUGAGCGGAUCGGAAUGGAGAACGGAAAAGAUGACAUUACCCAACAAUUUGGACAAUGGGUCGCUCCCUCUUAGGCUCUCUAAAUGGGUCUCCCUCCUGUCCCGGCUCGGGGAAGAUGCUUAAUUGUUUGCCGGGGAAGGGGGGGCGAGAGGGUCGGCGAUUGGCUGCCCGCGGCCGUGACGUGAGAGCUCGGUGCAUAAGGCUCCGGCUCGGGAGCGGUGGGGAACAUGCGGUCCAUUGAGGAGCUGCCGGGAGCCGGGAGCGGAGGCACCGCCGCGCACCGCCGCCGCGACACCCCGAGGCUCCAGCCCGUCCCUCCCCCGCGCGGGAGAGCCCGACCCAGCGCUUCUCCCGCCGCCUGCUCCUCGUCCUCCGCCGAUGGGAUCCUUGGGUCCGGAGCCGCGCUGAAGACUAAAAACCCAGCAAAAAAAAAAAGAAAAAAAAAGCAACCUGCCCCCACCCCCCCAAAAACAAACAAAACCAAACCAGCCCAAAACCAAACCACAGCAAACCCAGUGCCCCGCCAAGCGCACCAUGCCCGGCAGCCUGGCCCCUGCGCGGCCCGGGCUGGGACUUGUGACUAGUGGACUAGCCGUGUAGACGGGGGUAGGGGACCCGUCCUGCAGCUGGACACCGUGGCACGACGGACUGCGGCCACCACCGGGGGAGCGGACAGCGGCCUGAUCCGGAGCAUGAGCAUCUCUCUGUCCGUCUAGCACGGAGCUGCCCCGCCCCGGCGGCGGCCAGCCUAGAGCAAUGCUGCUAGCCACUGCUGCCAGAGUGAUUGACAAAUUUGAUGAAGGCAAAACUGAAGACGACAUCCUUGCUGUCGGUAACAUACGGAAACAAGCCUUGGCCCCCCUCUGGGAAGCUGAUAAGCGGUACAGUGGAAGAGCUACAUCUCGCAAAGCCUUGCAGGAAGAACUCUGGGCAGAGCCUCUGCAUGAAGCGAUAUCUGUAGAUGAAGAGACCUCUCACGAAAGGAACCCCGACAGUGAAGAUCCAGGAGAAGAAUCUGAAGAAGACAGUAAAGACAGUGAACCUGGUCAGGAUGAUAAGCUCAGCAGUGACCAGGAUGGUGACACAGAAGAUGACCAAGAGCGGGAGGAAGAGAUCUCUGCUAAGGAACCAAAGUUCAGUUUCCAGAACAUUGGUGACUUUGAGAAAUUUACAGAGGAGAUGGAUGAUGUGGGUAGCAGUGAUGACGAGGAUGAAGAUGAUGUCAGCAUAGAAGAGGAAAGUGAAGAGGAGGAAUCUGGGGAUGAAAAUGAGCAGGACACAGAGGAUGCAAAAGCAAGUGAAGACGACGGAGCAGUGAUGACUUUCUCCAAAGAAGAAGUGGCUGAAGAAGUAGAAAAAGGAAAAGCUGUGAAAAACCAAAUAGCUCUGUGGGACCAGCUGUUGGAAGGGAGAAUCAAACUGCAGAAGGCGCUCAUAACAGCUAACCAGCUUCCACAACCAGACACGUUUCCAGUAUUUCAGAAAGAAGGCGGACAAGAGUUUGCCAACGCUGUCAAGAACAGUUACAAAGCCCUGAAGGCGUUGAUGAGAACACUGGUGGACCUACAGGAUGAGCUGUUUUAUCAGUAUCCCGGCACGAGGCAUCUGGUAGAUGGAAAGCGCUCAAAUGUGGAAAGUGAUGAUGAAAUCCCCAGUGGCAGUGACGAAGAGAUGGGAGGUGAGGAACGAAAGAGGAGGCGAGGCCCACCCAAGCGAAAGCUGGAGAUGGAAGACUAUCCAGAAUUCAUGGCCAAGCGAUUUGCUGACUUCCGAACGUAUCGGGACAACACGUUGCAGAAGUGGCACGACAAGACAAAACUGGCUUCUGGAAAGCUGGGGAAGGGUUUCAGUGCCUUUGAGCGUUCAGUCUUGACUCAGAUUGAUCAUAUUAUGAUGGACAAAGAGAGAUUGCUACGACGGACACAGACCAAGCGAUCGGUGUACAGAGUGCUUGGAAAGCCAGAGCAGGAAUCUCCUCCCGUCCCUGAAUCUUUGCCUGGAAAUUCGGAAGUCCUUCCUCAGACAAAAUCCAACACACACCUGAAAGAUGUGGAUGAAGAGAUCUUUGACGAUGAUGACUUUUACCACCAGCUUCUCAGAGAACUCAUAGAGCGCAAGACCAGCUCUCUGGACCCCAAUGAUCAGGUGGCAAUGGGCAGGCAGUGGCUGGCCAUCCAGAAGCUACGAAGCAAAAUACAGAAGAAGGUGGACAGAAAAGCUAGCAAAGGAAGGAAAAUCCGGUAUCAUGUCCAUAGCAAGCUGGUGAGCUUCAUGGCACCUAUUGACCACUGCACAAUGAAUGAUGAUGCCAGGACGGAGCUUUAUCGAUCGCUGUUUGGAAAAAUCACGCACCCCGAUGCUCUCCCGCAGAAUUAGCAGCCGACCCUUGGGAGCAGGAGGACGUUUUCGUUCUUAUUCUCUGCGUUUUGGCCAACGUACAAAUGGAUCCUUUGUGUGUGGUUGGACACUUGCCUAUGCAACACCGGGGACCCUCCAGGCUGCCAUGUCUAGUCCAGUUGAGAAGAGGCAGCUCCACUUGCUUAAUGAUAUGGCCUUAAUUGCAGUCGUUCCUUGUAUGUGUUCGGGGGGAGAGAUGGUGGAGGCGGUGUGGGGACCAGCUUCCAGCUCUCACCGACCCCUGUGACUAAAAACCCCAAUGUGGACUCCAUUACUUGACUACAGUAUAACAAAUAAAUACGGCUUCCUGUGUAUGGGGAAGCUCUAGCAUCGUUCCUUUGCAACGUAAGAGGAGGAAGGGAGUGGUGCCUGCCUGUUAAAGUGUCUUUUCAUUUGCUGGGGAUCAUUCUACUUCAUUUCGUGCAGGGUUGUAGCUAGUUUGUACAGUGGCAGGUCAGCCCCAAUCAUAAGUGCAAGGAGAUCUAGCCCAGCUAGAGGGAGCCACAUCAUCUUUUAAAAUGAGCUGCGUUGUGGUUUCUGUAAGGAUCCAUUUGUGCUAAUUGCAGAAGGCCAUUCAUGGCCGUGGUCUUGCAGUCUGCCCUGUGGCCACUGUGGAGUGCCACUGAACUCAGGAUGCCCCAGCGAUGGCUGGUGUGCCCAGUGUGUCCAGCCUCCCGAGGCCUGGUCUGGCAACACCUGGUUCUGGUGCAUGAAAACGUGUGCUCUCUUCAUGGAUGGUGUGAAUUGAAACCCUCCACCUGCCAAAAGCAACAUCUAUAAAGCGUACAAGGGCAUUGACACAUUGGCAUCCAUCAGAACGCACUCACGUGGCCAGGACUAGUUUUUGCAGUCGGAAGAUAUUGGUGAGGUUUCAGGCCCGCUCUGAUGUUCCACACAUAAUUAUUUUUGCUGCUGCCGUGUACUUCUCCCUGCCUUCCCCCAGUGACACGCUUUCUGUAGGGGUGAGUACCGGUGUAAAUCUGGCCAGAGGAGAUGAUUCACUUGUUUUUUCAUCCGAAGGUCAAAAGCUGGGAAUUAAAAUCCCAUAAGGGGGAUUUAUUAGCCUGCUGUGAUCACUCUGAGAUGGAGAUUAUCUUGCCUAAGCAAUACGUGCAUAUGUAUGAUGUGUAACAGCAAGCUGGCCAUUGCUGGUCCACAGUGUUUACCCGCGGUAUCUGCGUUUUGCUUUUUAUACAAGCUGAUUAAAACGUUUUGCAAACUGAGUGGCCAAGACUGGGUUGGUGCAGGGAUGGUUCCUGGUUUAGGCAGUGGCAUGAGUUUGGGCUGCAAUGCUACUUGCCGCCAGGCGCAGAACCAGACCUGUGGGUGGAAGGGAAGAGAGGCAUUUCCCUGCCAGGCUGGGCAGUAUAAAGGGCCUUCAGGCAGUCUGUGCUUGGGCACCAGUAGUCAGGAUCUUUUAAGUGGGGGAGUGGUCAUUGUCAUGGGGAUAGAUGCACUGGUGCUUGUGGCCAGAGGGUUGUUUGUAGGGGUACAAGUAACAGCGUCCUUGCAGGCAUUCCUUUAGUGAACCAGAAAGGACAGACCUCAUCUCUUGGCUUGGCCAGCAUUGCCGCAGGGUUUUGCUGUUAGGACUUGAAAUGGUGGAGGACAGUAUGCAAAGAAGUGUGGAUAAGGCCAUUUUACCCAUAAAACUUGCAGGGCAGUGCCAGGCUUUAGUGUAGACGGGAAGGAAUAGACCCAGGGUGAAUGCAGGAAGGGUAAUUAAUGCUUUUGGUUUCAAGCAGCAAGCUGUAGUCCCUUAAUGCACCACAAAGGAGUCUGUAUUCUCUUAGGUCAAUAGUAGUUUACCUUUGCGCAGUGUCUUUCAUUUAAGGAUCUUGAAGAGCCCUGCAUGCACAGCUCUCAUGUCUCCUGACACUGCAUAAGGUAGGUAAGCAUUAUUGUCACCCAUUUCACAGCUGGACAUACCAACGUCUUUUACUAAGCAAUAAGUGCAUAGGAGACCAAUUAUAAACCAGUACAUAUUGGGUGUUACCUUAGUUUUGAUUGUACCACAGGGACAUUCACCUAUUUGGGUAUUUUAUACCUAAUGUUAUGCAUAAUGUCUGUAGUCACCUAAUGGUGUUGAUCACGGGUAUCAGUGCUGUAUUUUGCUUUAACCACAGUGAUAUGCAAGACUUUUAGAAAUAUUGGGCUGGGGUUGCUAUCAGAUUUGGUUCCACCCUGCAUGGCACUUGAAUAAUAGUUGCUCCAAAAUAUGAGAGCAAAUAAUAUGUUUCAUUCGAUGGAGCAUCUGAAAGGUAAGUGGUGGAGGUGGUAUAAAAUACAUAACUGUACUAGGCGGUUUUUAGAAUUCAGGAUACCACCCUCCUUCAAGCAAAGAAUAAAUUGGAAACUAGUUUAAUUGACACGGAUCCUGCAAUUCAACUGUUAACUGAAGGACAGAUUAGUUGAUUGAUUUGCAUUUUAAUAAAACCUAAUACUUUA